AAAGUUUUUUACAUGAAUACAGACCUGUAAAUAAUCACAUUUUAUAUCUGGCCUGUUCUGUCUUUAACAGAGCAUCAAGAAGAAGAACACCAACAAACAGGAGAUGAGCACAUACUUGCGGUUCAUCGUCUCCCGCAUGAAGGAGAGGGCCAUAGACCUUAAUAAGAAGGGCAAGGACAACAAGCACCCAAUGUAUCGAAGGCUGGUGCACUCGGCGGUCGAUGUCCCAACCAUCCAGGAGAAGGUGAACGAAGGAAAGUACCGGAGUUACGAAGAAUUCAAAGCGGAUGCCCAGCUGCUUCUUCACAACACCGUGAUUUUCUAUGGAGACAGCGAGCAGGCGGACAUAGCACGGAUGCUGUAUAAGGACACCUGUCACGAGGUACCACCCCCUCCUUGUCAUGAAGCACCUGCCACACUCCGGAGUGCCGCUCUUACAUGCCUUUGACUUUGCUGUUUCCUUUCAAUAUAGUUUUAUUUCCAUGUUUGACAUACAUGGAAAAUAAUGCAAAUGGGAAAAUUUCUCCCAGAAAGCCUGGGAGCUAGGUUUAGUUGUUAAGUAAUUUCUACAAAGGAAGUUGGUUUCCUCUUCUGUAACUGCUCUCAAGGGCAUUGGUUCCAUGAGGCAGGUGGGUGCGUGGCACUGGGCAGACACUCAAUUAACGUUAGCCUCGUGCUCAUUUUUAAAUUGAAGCAUAGUUGACAUACAGUGUUGUAUUAGCGUCAGGGUUCCAGGUCCACCCAUCGCUGUGACCGACUGCAUCCCCUGCUCGUCCCGGUGACUUACUACCUUUAUAACUGACAGUCCCCUUCACCCCCCACCCCCACCCCUCUGGCAACCACCAGUUUGUUCUUUGUUUGUGAGCUGCUUUUAUUUGUGCUGUUUGGUUGGUUGGUUU
Messenger RNA from Ailuropoda melanoleuca (giant panda), 899 nucleotides. RefSeq names its product zinc finger MYND domain-containing protein 11-like. Gene Ontology annotation, molecular function: transcription corepressor activity. The coding region runs from base 104 to 448 and encodes 114 amino acids. The record is from RefSeq and is a predicted model, not a curated record. NCBI's taxonomy places the organism in Eukaryota, Metazoa, Chordata, Mammalia, Carnivora, Ursidae. The transcript has 4 exons. Gene Ontology annotation, cellular component: nucleus. Gene Ontology annotation, biological process: regulation of signal transduction; regulation of transcription elongation by RNA polymerase II.